AUGGAUGAGCAGUCCAGGAUGCUGCAGACUCUGGCCGGCGUGAACCUGGCUGGCCACUCGGUGCAGGGGGGCAUGGCUCUGCCUCCUCCCCACGGACACGAAGGGGCAGACGGCGACGGCAGGAAGCAGGACAUCGGCGACAUCCUCCAUCAGAUCAUGACCAUCACUGACCAAAGCCUGGAUGAGGCACAAGCAAAGUUGCCCGCCGUCCUGCAAGGGAAGCGUGGCCGGCCGCGUGUCAGAGGGCAGCCGAGAAGAGAAAAACAGCCUCUCAGAAACUGGGAUUCCUGGCACGGGGUGUUUGCUGAGGCUGCUGCUAUUGCACAGGCGAGAGGGAAGCUGACAAGAGGUUUGAGCAUCCGAGGAGCCCAGGAGGAAGACCCUCCCGAUCCCCAGCUAAUGAGACUAGACAAUAUGCUUCUGGCAGAAGGAGUCUCAGGUCCGGAGAAAGGUGGGGGAUCGGCAGCCGCAGCUGCAGCCGCAGCAGCCUCUGGAGGGUCUUCAGAUAACUCUAUUGAGCACUCAGAUUACAGAGCCAAAUUGACCCAGAUCAGACAAAUCUAUCACACAGAGCUGGAGAAAUACGAACAGGCAUGUAACGAGUUCACUACGCACGUGAUGAACCUGCUCCGGGAGCAGAGCCGGACACGUCCCAUUUCUCCCAAGGAGAUUGAGAGGAUGGUGGGCAUCAUCCAUCGGAAAUUCAGCUCCAUCCAGAUGCAACUCAAGCAAAGCACUUGUGAAGCAGUAAUGAUCUUGAGAUCUAGGUUCCUCGAUGCCAGGCGGAAAAGACGCAACUUCAGUAAACAAGCCACAGAAAUCCUGAAUGAGUAUUUUUACUCCCAUCUCAGUAACCCCUACCCCAGUGAAGAAGCCAAAGAAGAGCUGGCAAAGAAGUGCAGCAUCACGGUAUCGCAGGUGUCCAACUGGUUUGGCAAUAAGAGAAUCAGGUACAAGAAGAACAUAGGGAAGUUCCAGGAGGAAGCCAACCUGUACGCGGCCAAGACGGCCGUGACCGCCGCACACGCCGUGGCCGCAGCCGUGCAGAACAACCAGACAAACUCCCCCACCACGCCRAACUCUGGUUCUUCUGGUUCUUUUAACCUCCCAAAUUCUGGGGACAUGUUCAUGAACAUGCAGAGUCUGAAUGGGGAUUCUUACCAGGGGUCCCAAGUCGGAGCCAAUGUGCAGUCACAGGUGGAUACCCUGCGUCAUGUUAUCAAUCAGACGGGAGGAUACAAUGAUGGCUUGGGAGGAAAUUCACUGUACAGUCCACAUAAUUUAAAUGCGAACGGAGGCUGGCAGGACGCAACCACUCCAUCUUCCGUGACGUCCCCGACAGAAGGGCCGGGGAGCGUGCACUCUGAUACCUCGAACUAAUCUCCUAGCAACACUUUUUCCCUGAGCUGAGAUGCCUUGAUUAGCGCAUUCGGAGGAGCAGGAGAAAAAGGAAAGAGUUUUUUGUAGCCAACCACCUACAGCUUUACUGUAAAACCUUGUCUUACUAGAAAACUUGGUAAAUCUGUUUUUUAAAGGUAUCAUAAUCAUUUGUAUUUAUACUUAAAACACACAAUGUUAAAAAGCACUUUAUCCAAUUAGGCCAAGAUUUAGCAUUGUUUAUAGCCCUGUAACUAUUUUAUCAUAAUUUAUUAUCAGCAGUUUUAAUGAUGUUGGUCUACCAGUUGCCAAUGACUUGGCCUUAAGGGUAAAAGUACAGUGUGAGCUUCACGUCGUGGCCGGAGCCGGCGCAGCGGACACGUCGCCUCGUCCUCCGCCUCGCGGCAGCCUGGCCGGGCCACAGGCCUCGGGCGCUUCAUCCCUUCACGCUCCUGUCGGGUUGGAAUCAAAGAGCUGUGCGUAUGUCGGUUAACAGCACUUGCGUUCAAGAACCCUUAUUCRCCACGUUUCUGUUGAGAGCCGUUGUUUUAUCAAUUAGAUUGAAUACCAGGAGCAUCCUUCUUUGUUUUUUAGUUUUCUUGUGUGCUAAAAAUGGCAGGGCCCUGAGCCUGCGCCCUGUAUCGCGCCAGCGGACGUAGGUCGUUCGGAGAGACGAAGACCCUCGCAGCUCGCUCCUGCGCCCGCCGCCCGGGGUUUUACAGUACGAGCUGGGUGCUGCGCGCGCCUGCCGAGACCUGCCGCGUCUCCUCGGCAGCCAAAACGCAAACAAAGAGAAAAAAGAGGAAAGCAAGCACCAUUGUAUGGAGUGUUGUACAUAGUGUAGCAAAAGAGUAUUUAUACAUCUCACCAAUCAAAACACAGCUUUAUUACCUCAUGCGAACUCAUACGAACCAAUAGACCUUCGACAUGUUCUGUAGCGUAGAGUGCUCACUUACUACCUCUGAACGAUACUCGCUCACGCCGUAGUUUGUCUCUUUCUUAUCUUUUGGCAUCCUGUAAUUAACUCUUCGUUUCCCCCAUGAAAUGUAAUGUACAUUGUAAUCUUUUAAAAGAAAUCAGGGUUGCGUUUGCAACUUUUAAAGAAGCUAAAGCAGAAACAUUGGGUCUUAGGUUUAACGCAAAAACAGUGAAACUGUUGUAAAUACUGAGAAACAUUUUGAAUGUUCUUCAUCUUGUUACUAAUCCACGCAAAAAAACGACAACUCCUUGUAAUGCAUACGGAUUCCGGCAUUGGGUACUGUAUCCGCCCCUGGGGACAGGGGCCCUCCUCUCUUUUGUAUUGUAUGCGAUUCUGAAGCCGAUUGACUCAUGAAAAUAAUUUGUGGCAGUGAUUCUAAUGUAUUAAAACGUUUCGUGUUACUUUCUAACUGGAUUACACCCUGGAUUGAGAAGUCUUCCUCGUGGUAGUUAUAUGUAGUUUCAAACAUGAAUAAACUU
Messenger RNA from Nothoprocta perdicaria, 2835 nucleotides. It is a transcript of the gene PBX3, whose product is annotated as PBX homeobox 3. The record is from RefSeq and is a predicted model, not a curated record. NCBI's taxonomy places the organism in Eukaryota, Metazoa, Chordata, Aves, Tinamiformes, Tinamidae. The transcript is spliced from 9 exons. Bases 1 to 1380 code for a protein of 459 amino acids. Gene Ontology annotation, molecular function: RNA polymerase II cis-regulatory region sequence-specific DNA binding; DNA-binding transcription factor activity, RNA polymerase II-specific. Gene Ontology annotation, biological process: brain development; animal organ morphogenesis; regulation of transcription by RNA polymerase II. Gene Ontology annotation, cellular component: nucleus.